AAUUCUUGGUCUCCAACUCUCCACCCUGGCAGUCUGAGAUGCCGCUCCAGCUCUCAGCCGACCGCCGUCCUCUUGGUGGUUUGUGUAACCAGACCCAUCUCGCUGUGGGGAGGCCCAGCAUGACGGCUAAAAGGCCCAGUGCCACCAACGCCUGCCUUCCAUGCCGGAAGGUGAAGAUGAAAUGUGUCUCGUCAGGGGCCGCCGGCGAUAAAUGCAGCCGCUGCGCCCGCAAGUCGCUGCCCUGCGUCUUCCAGCAGCACUGUCGCGGCAGGAAGCCGGGGACCCGGCUGUCCAAGAAAGAGGCGCCGGGGCCCGAUCCGUCCCCCUCAGGUCAGGCAAGGGACUCGGAUUUCUGGGCCGAGUCGGAGGGAUUCCAGCCGCACAGCCUGUUAAGCCACCAGGCCAUGCAGGGCAGAUUCUCGCUCCAGAACAUCCUCAGCGUCAACCAUGGCCCUGGCCCAGCGGAGCGUGGGCCGUCAGACUCGGGUGCGAUCUCCCCGGAGGAUCCGAUCGUGCUCGAUCUGGUGAAUGCCCACGUUGCAUCUUGCCUGCUGGAGUAUUUCAUGCAGAAGAUCAACCCCUACAUCAGCCAGCUGGACCCGGCCCUGCAUUCCUUUUCUUACCUCCGCAGAUCCCCCUUCCUGUUGACUGCUGUGCUUGCUGCUGCUGCAAGGGCCUUUGAGUCGUCCCUGUAUCCUGGCCUGCAUGCUCAUGCUGAGCACCUCUUCGUCGAGAGCUUCCGACGCGGUGACAAGUCUACUGAAGUCAUCCAGGGCAUUUGCCUCCUCACGUACUGGAAGGAGCCCAACGACACCAGAGCAUGGACCUCUGUCGGCCUCGCGAUCCGCAUUGCCAUGGACCUGGGCUGGCAUAAGCUCUCGCCGCAAGCCAGUCGCAAGCCCGGCCUGACCGAGCUCGAGCGGCGAGAAAUCCGAAAUGUCGAGCGGACGUUCCUGGUGCUCUUCGUAUACGACCGCAGCCUGGGCCUGCAGACAGGAAAGCCCUGGAUGAUCGAGCGAAACGACCUGACGGAGUGUGUCGACAACUGGUGGCAGGACCCCAUUUCGAUCCUCAACGACCGACUACUCUGCAGUUUCGUUACCCUCCGCCUGCUCACGGCAGACACAUUCGACCUGCUCAUCCCGUCAUCAACGAACUCCAUGUCUCGCCUCGAGCGCACCGUCGCUGUCUUGGACCGCCGCGUCCACGCCUGGCAGAGCAACUGGGUCGGGAUCGUAUGCGCAGGUCGAGCACUAGACGACCUGGACCCAGUGCCGCGCUGCCAUGCCUUCAUGAUCAGGUUCUACGGAUUCCAUCUCCGCCUGCAGCUCUUCUCUACGCCGCUGCAGGAAACCGGGAUCCAGAACGUAGACCGGAUCUACGACCUGAAGCCGUUCUGGCUGAGCUAUCAGAGCGCCCUCGCGAUGCUCGACCUCGUAGCGGAGUCGUCGGCUCUGCUGUAUCUAGCCCAGGACUCGAUCCACGUUAUGACUGCAUACGCCGCCAUCUUCCUAAUCAAGCUCCUUCUUUCUUCUCCCCACGCCGUCAGACAAGAGAUCGAGCCCACUGCCACGAAAGCCAUCCGCGACGCGGCCAAUGCGUUCGCUGCGCUGUCAGCACCGCCCAACUCCAGCUGUACCUACCAGGCGCGGUUCCUGGAUAAAGCGCUACAAGAAUUCGCACGCAUCAGUCAAGGGCGGUUAAAGAAUGUCAGCUCCAAAAUAGAAUCGCCGUCGUCUGUUCAAGCAGGUAACCCUAAUCCACCCCGUCGCGAGCAGUACCCGAGUAUCAUAAAUUCCGAAAUGCCUUCGAGACCAUUGCAGGAGGCUGGAGAUUCAGGGUUAGGGGUGCCGCAUGUCCACCAGCCUGCGGUCCCUGCGGUAUAUCCGCAAUAUCAUGGACACGUUCCGCAGAGUCGAGACGGGCUGGAUCAGUCGCUGGGCGGGGGGUUUGAGAUGCAGAACCAGGUGAGCGAGAAUUGGGACUUUCUUCUGGGCGACGAGAGUAGAUGGGAUGAUAUGUUUGCCAGCGCGGGAUUUAGUAUUCAGGAAGGGGUGUUUUGGUGUUAGGAUAUUUUUAUAUUUAUAUUGUGUAUAGAUUGGGCUGCAUAAAUUGAUUCACCCAAUACGAGAAACGACAGUUUAAUACUCAACAGUAAUUGCUACUCGUAUUAAACCCCUCACACGUGAU
Molecule: messenger RNA, 2190 nt
Organism: Aspergillus versicolor CBS 583.65
Lineage: Eukaryota; Fungi; Ascomycota; Eurotiomycetes; Eurotiales; Aspergillaceae
Product: Zn(II)2Cys6 transcription factor
Exons: 3
Coding region: 120-2069 (649 amino acids)
Biological process (GO): regulation of DNA-templated transcription; DNA-templated transcription
Cellular component (GO): nucleus
Molecular function (GO): DNA-binding transcription factor activity, RNA polymerase II-specific; zinc ion binding; transcription cis-regulatory region binding
Source: RefSeq, a predicted model, not a curated record